UCUGGACUCCGGCCGGCCACCUGCAACCUCCUGCGUCCCCUCAGCCCCUGGGCGGGCCUGGGUCCAGGCUACGGAGGAAGCCGGAGGCCUGCGUGGAGGAGGCGUCCAGUGGUGGCUCAGCAGGAACGCCCAGGGCUUCAGCACUGAUCUGAUAAGGCUGGACAUGUAGAAGCCGCCAGGCCAGCUCGGCCCUCCACACAGCUCUUCUCUCAGUCCCGGCCACCCAGCCUGGCACGAGGGAGGGUGGGAUCCAGCCGGGAAUUGUGUGUGUCAGAGCGUGAGGACGGCUUCGCAGCUCCUGUUUAUUGAGCACCUGCCACAUGCCAGGAGGCGGGCCUGAGAUGGACGAGUACAUGGAGACGCUGAAGGACGAGGAGGACGCUCUGUGGGAGAACGUGGAAUGCAAUCGGCACAUGCUGAGCCGCUACAUCAAUCCGGCCAAGCUCACCCCCUACCUGCGCCAGUGCAAGGUCAUUGAUGAGCAGGACGAGGAUGAAGUACUUAACGCCCCCAUGCUGCCAUCCAAGAUCAACCGGGCAGGCCGAUUAUUAGACAUUCUACAUACCAAAGGGCAACGAGGCUAUGUGGUAUUCUUGGAGAGCCUGGAAUUUUACUACCCAGAACUGUAUAAGCUGGUUACUGGGAAGGAGCCUACCCGGAGAUUCUCCACCAUUGUGGUGGAGGAGGGCCACGAGGGCCUCACGCACUUCCUCAUGAACGAGGUCAUCAAGCUGCAGCAGCAGAUGAAGGCCAAGGACCUGCAGCGCUGCGAGCUGCUGGCGAAGUCCCGGCAGCUGGAGGAUGAGAAAAAGCAGCUGACGCUUACGCGGGUGGAGCUACUGACCUUCCAAGAUCGGUACUACAAGAUGAAGGAGGAGCGGGACAGCUACAACGAUGAGCUGGUCAAGGUCAAGGACGACAACUACAACCUGGCCAUGCGCUACGCCCAGCUCAGUGAAGAGAAAAACAUGGCGGUGAUGAGAAGCCGGGACCUCCAACUCGAGAUCGAUCAACUAAAGCACCGAUUGAAUAAGAUGGAAGAGGAAUGUAAGUUGGAGAGAAAUCAGUCUCUGAAGCUGAAGAAUGACAUUGAGAGUCGGCCCAAGAAGGAGCAAGUCCUAGAACUGGAGCGGGAGAAUGAAAUGCUAAAGACCAAGAUCCAGGAACUGCAGUCCAUCAUCCAGGCCGGCAAACGCAGCCUGCCCGACUCAAACAAAGCCAUCCUAGACAUCUUGGAGCAUGACCGCAAGGAGGCGCUAGAGGACCGGCAGGAGCUGGUCAAUAAGAUCUACAACCUGCAGGAGGAGGUCCGCCAGGCUGAGGAGCUGCGGGACAAGUAUCUGGAGGAGAAGGAGGACCUGGAGCUCAAGUGCUCAACUCUGGGGAAGGACUGUGAAAUGUACAAGCACCGCAUGACCACUGUCAUGCUGCAGCUGGAGGAGGUGGAGCGGGAGCGGGACCAGGCCUUCCACUCCCGAGAUGAAGCUCAGACUCAGUAUUCACAGUGCCUGAUUGAGAAGGACAAGUACCGGAAGCAGAUCCGGGAACUGGAAGAGAAGAAUGAUGAGAUGAGGAUUGAGAUGGUGCGGCGAGAAGCCUGCAUCGUUAACCUGGAGAGCAAGCUUCGGCGCCUCUCCAAGGACAGCGGCACCCUUGACCAGAGUCUUCCCAGGAACCUGCCAGCUACCAUUAUCUCACAGAGCUUUGGGGAUUCCAGCCCCAGGACCAACGGGCAGGAAGCCGACGACUCAUCCACCUCUGAGGAGUCACCAGAAGACAGCAAGUACUUCCCACCCUACCACCCACCAAGGCGCAGGAUGAACCUGAAGGGCAUCCAGCUGCAGAGAGCCAAAUCCCCCAUCAGCCUCAAGCGAGCAUCUGAUUUUCAAGUCAAGGGCCACGGAGAUGACAGCACAGAUGCCAGCCCCAGCUCUGCCCACUCCCUUCCCAUCACCAGCUCCUUCUCCAAGAUGCAGCCCCGCCGGAGCCGGAGCAGCAUCAUGUCAAUCACUGCAGAGCCCCCCGGGAACGACUCCAUCGUCAGACGCUGCAAAGAAGAUGCACCGACUCGCAGUGCAGUUGAAGAAGACAAUGACAGCUGCGGGUUUGAUGCCUUGGACCUGGACGCCCUCGGUGCCCCCUGGCUUCUCCUAGGUCCUGAUGCGCCACACUCCUCUGCAGAUGACAGUCACGACCGCUACUCCUUCGGCCCUCCCUCCAUCCACUCUUCCUCCUCCUCCCACCAGUCUGAGAGCCUGGACACCUAUGACCUGGAGCAGGUCAACCUCAUGUUUCGGAAGUUCUCUCUAGAAAGGCCCUUCCGGCCCUCGGUCACCUCUGUGGGGCAGGUUCGGGGCCCGGGGCCAUUGGUGCAACAUGCGACACUCAGCGGCGACGGCCUGGUUACCCAGCUCACGCUCCUGGGAGGCAAUGCCCGCGGGAGCUUCGUCCAUGCGGUCAAGCAGGGCUCACUGGCUGAGAAGGCGGGACUCCAUCAGGGCCACCAGCUGCUGCUGCUGGAAGGCUGUAUCCGAGGCGAGAGGCAGAGUGUCCCCUUGGACACAUGCACGAAGGAAGAGGCCCGCUGGACCAUCCAGAGGUGCAGUGGCCCUGUCACCUUGCACUACAAAGUUAACCACGAAGGGUACCAGAAGCUGCUGAGGGACAUGGAGGAGGGCCUCAUCUCUUCAGGAGACUCCUUCUACAUCCGCCUGAACCUGAACAUCUCCAGCCAGCUGGAUGCCUGCUCCAUGUCCCUGAAGUGUGAUGACAUUGUGCACGUCCGUGAUACCAUGUACCAGGACAGGCACGAGUGGCUAUGUGCACGGGUGGACCCUUUCACUGACCACGACCUGGACACGGGCACUAUACCCAGCUACAGCCGGGCCCAGCAACUGCUGCUGGUCAAGCUGCAGCGCCUAAUGCACCGCGGCAGCCGAGAGGAGGUGGACACGGCACACCACACUCUGCGGGCGCACCGGAACACCCUGCAGCCAGAAGAGCCACUUUCAACGAACGACCCCCGGGUCAGCCCCCGCCUCUCCAGAGCGAGUUUCCUCUUUGGCCAGCUCCUGCAGUUCGUCAGUCGGUCCGAGAACAAGUACAAGCGAAUGAACAGCAGUGAGCGGGUCCGCGUCAUCUCUGGGAGCCCCCUGGGCAGCCUGGCCCGCACCUCUUUGGAUGCCACCAAGCUCUCAGCUGAGAAGCAGGAAGAGCUGGACCCUGAGAGCGAGCUCAGCAAGAACCUCAGCCUCAUCCCCUACAGCCUGGUACGCGCCUUCCACUGCGAGCGCCGCCGGCCAGUGCUCUUCACGCCCACCGUACUGGCCAAGACGCUGGUGCAGAAGUUGCUAAACUCAGGGGGUGCCAUGGAGUUCACCCUCUGCAAGUCAGAUAUUGUCACAAGAGAAGAGUUCCUCAAAAAGCAGAAGACAGAAACCAUCAUCUACUCCCGGGAGAAAAACCCUAAUACUUUUGAGUGCAUUGUUCCUGCCAACAUUGAAGCUGUGGCGAACAAGAAUAAGCACUGCCUGCUGGAGGCUGGGAUCGGCUGUGUGCGCGACCUCAUCAAGUGCGGGAUCUACCCCAUCGUGCUCUUCGUGCGUGUGUGCGAGAAGAACAUCAAGCGCUUCAGGAAGCUGCUGCCACGGCCCGAAACCGAGGAGGAGUUCCUGCGCGCCUGCCGCCUGCGCGAGAAGGAGCUGGAGGCGCUGCCCUGCCUGUAUGCCACGGUGGAGGCAGAGGCCUGGAGCAGCGUGGAGGAGCUGCUGCGUGUCCUCAAAGACAGGAUCGGUGAGGAGCAGCGCAAGACCAUCUGGGUGGACGAGGACCAGCUGUGAACCCUGGGUCUGAGCAGUGACGCCACCAAGCCAUACAGCCUGGACUCUGUGCCACUGUGACAGAGCCCUCCCUCCAGGGAUCCAGGGAGGAUGCCACCAGGCCCCUGACUCCUGGCAGGAGCAGGGCCAGCAGCUGCCCGGCCCAGUGUGCAGAGAUGGCAAGCAGAGGCCACGGAGUUCAAAGCCCACAGCCUGUGGCGCCUUACAAUCCACAGCAGCAGUUGAAUGUAAGUUGAGGGACUGUUGUACCACUAACAUGGUAGGGCCCUGACAGCCAGGGUAUCCACCUGCCAGCCCUAGGGUUGUACAGCUAGCUCAUCCCAGACAGGACAGGCCUGUGGGAAGGGGACAUACACUGUGCUAGUUUUCCUCUCAUAUUAAAUGUCUCAGCAUCUUUAUUCUCCAUUUCACUGUUUGCAAUUUCAUCAUUUGUAGAGGUUUAGCUCUUGUCAGCUGUCUACGAUGCCCACCC
This is a messenger RNA of Octodon degus (degu), 4311 nucleotides long. RefSeq names its product caspase recruitment domain family member 11 (gene Card11). NCBI's taxonomy places the organism in Eukaryota, Metazoa, Chordata, Mammalia, Rodentia, Octodontidae. The record is from RefSeq and is a predicted model, not a curated record. The coding region runs from base 321 to 3839 and encodes 1172 amino acids. Gene Ontology annotation, molecular function: protein binding. Gene Ontology annotation, biological process: regulation of apoptotic process; positive regulation of canonical NF-kappaB signal transduction. The transcript has 26 exons.